AUGGACAAGUUAAUUGUGAACAUUGUCAAUUUAUCUGAUGAAAUUUUGCUUUAUAUUUUGAAUAAACAUAACAAUUUCGAUGUUUUAAAUUCGUUGAUUGGUGUUCAUAAGAAUCUCGGUCAAGUUCUAUGUGGUCUUGGUUUUACUCGACUUGUUAAUCUGACGUCAAUUGAACCGCUACGACUGAUACAUUCAAAAGCUAAUGCAGUACUUGAUCAAUUUUGUGUCGAUAUACUUCCUCGAAUUUCUGACAACGUCGGGUCUCUUACUCUGCAAGCGACUAUCUUGUCACAAGUUCUUUCUGUUACCAAGUAUCCUAAUUUACGAAAAUUUGUUAUUAACGGUUUCAGAAUUCGUAUGGCAUGCCACAUUUUCGAUGGUUCGUGA
Molecule: messenger RNA, 387 nt
Organism: Adineta ricciae
Lineage: Eukaryota; Metazoa; Rotifera; Eurotatoria; Adinetida; Adinetidae
Source: the annotation of a GenBank genome assembly